UUCUUUAUAUUGUCAUUAUUUAAUAUCUGUUUUGUGACAGUGCUGCAUGUUAAAACCACUCGGCUAAUAAACCUGAUCUGUGUGCAGAUGGCCGGCCUGUGCUGGAUGGCUCUGGCCUUCUUCCUGUCUGCUGGAGACAGUUUGGCUGCUGUGGACCAGAGCUGGCUCGCAAGUGUCAUAGAAGGCAUCAAGAAUGAGUAUGCACUCGGUGACACCUUCAGUCUGGCUGUGAACGUCCCACAGAACCAAGACAUAAAUGAUCUUCAGCAAGUCUUUCAGGAUGAUCCAGCAGACAAAGUGAAACAAACGGUUUCACAGGGUCAAGUGUACCGGGGCACACGGGUGGUGGCAGCAGCACAAUCACAGGCAGUGUCACGUGUUCUAGAAAACAUACAACCCUUCGUUAAAAGCAGUCAGGGCAAUUUCCUCAUCAUCUACUCUGAAAAAUCCCCAUGUGGCCCGACGUGUACAACAAAUGCAAAUGAUGACAGUACCUCUGGCGAGAUAAACGACAUCAUUCAGAACUGGAGUGGUUAUGCGUUUGUGUUUUCUAGAGUAGUCAAAGUUCCUGCUGCAGACACGUCUCAACUGUCUGAAUCCUUUAAACGACUUGGGAUUUCUAAACUUGGGCUUGAUAACAUAUUCCGUUGUUAUAAACCUAGAGAUGAUCCUUUUCAGUGCAGCAGCUGCUCCUCAGGUGGAGAUGUUACACCUUCAUGUGUUGCAAACGAUGCCCAGUCAAAUCAAGAACAGGGCGUAAGUGAGUCAACAGGCACAGAAAUAGGCAUAGAAGACAUUGCAAGCGUAGAGGCGGCCGUCGGCAUGGAAGAGGUUGGAUUAGAAGACAUUGCAGACAUAAGGGAGAUUGCAAGCGUAGAGGCGGCCGUCGGCAUGGAAGAGGUUGGAUUAGAAGACAUUGCAGACAUAAGGGAGGCUGCAAGCGUAGAGGCGGCCGUCGGCAUGGACGAGGUUGGAUUAGAAGACAUUGCAGACAUAAGGGAGAUUGCAAGCGUAGAGGCGGCCGUCGGCAUGGAAGAGGUUGGAUUAGAAGACAUUGCAGACAUAAGGGAGGCUGCAAGCGUAGAGGCGGCCGUCGGCAUGGACGAGGUUGGAUUAGAAGACAUUGCAGACAUAAGGGAGAUUGCAAGCGUAGAGGCGGCCGUCGGCAUGGAAGAGGUUGGAUUAGAAGACAUUGCAGACAUAAGGGAGAUUGCAAGCGUAGAGGCGGCGGUCGGCGUGGAAGAGGUGGGUUAG
This is a messenger RNA of Cottoperca gobio, 1254 nucleotides long. RefSeq lists its product as uncharacterized. NCBI's taxonomy places the organism in Eukaryota, Metazoa, Chordata, Actinopteri, Perciformes, Bovichtidae. The transcript is spliced from 3 exons. The coding region runs from base 88 to 1254 and encodes 388 amino acids. The record is from RefSeq and is a predicted model, not a curated record.